ACUAGCUAGCUAGUUACGCAGUAGCAGUUUCGCGUCAAGCAGCUAGUAAAACAUUGGACCAAUGCCUUAGAAAACACUCAAUCUUUGCCUCCCUUGGAGAAUAUGAAUGUUGUCCAUUGAGUUCAGUGGGCGGUUUUCAUCAACGUUAUCGCUAAAAACCGAUGGUAACGCCAGACAUUUUUCUAUUUGCAGCGGCCACAUUUUCCGUUUUGGCCGAACUAGCUAACUAGCUAGCCUAGCUCCUGUUAAGACUGCCUGGUAGCAACGCCUAUGAUGGCACAGUGGGAGAGCGAUUUAAAAAAGGAAGCCUAGACUCUGCAUGGCGACGGAGUGGCCCCAGUAGGAGUGAGCAGCCAAUCAGCCAAGGCCACCGGUAGCAUUAUGGCGUCCCGUCAGAGGAACUCUGUCCGGAUCCUGUCCAACCGGGAGCGAGGCUCCCAGACUUUUGGCUCACAGCGGCUCCUGCAGCUGCUGGUGGAGGAGAAAGUGCGCUGGAUGAAAUGGCAGAGUCAGAAAGUGGAGCUGCCGGACAGCCCUCGGUCAACGUUCCUGCUGGCAUUCAGUCCUGACAGGACCCUUAUGGCUUCCACACAUGUCAACCACAACAUUUACAUAACGGAGGUGAAGACUGGAAAGUGCCUACAUUCCUUAGUGGGCCACCGUAGAACCCCCUGGUGUGUGACUUUUCACCCCACAAUUCCUGGCCUGGUGGCAUCCGGGUGCCUUGAUGGCGAAGUCCGCAUCUGGGACCUGCAUGGUGGUAGUGAGAGUUGGUUUACAGAGAGCAAUGUCGCCAUUGCAUCCCUGGCCUUCCACCCGACUGCUCAGCUCCUUCUGAUCGCCACCAACAAUGAGCUUCACUUCUGGGACUGGAGCCGACCGGAGCCCUUUGCUGUCGUCAAGACCGGCAGUGAUACAGAGAGAGUCCGGCUGGUGAGGUUUGACCCUCUAGGCCACAAUCUGCUGACAGCGAUAGUGAAUCCGUCCAAUCAGCAGAAUGAAGAAGACUCUGAGGUUCCGAUGGACAGUGUUGAGAUGCCUCACUUCCGUCAGCGGUCCUUCUUGCCUUCCCAACCAGUUCGCCGUACACCCAUCCUCCACAACUUCCUUCACAUUUUGUCAUCUCGCUCCCCGGGGGCUCAGACAGGAGGCGAACAGUCACGCCCUCUGGGUGAAAGUGGAGGCAGUGUUGGAGAAUCUCCCAGCAUGCCUCUGGCCCAGUACCCUGGUGCUGAGCGUGGGCCUCCUGCUCCUGGCUGCACUCAGCACCUGGGCAUGGUCUGCCUUUGUAGUCGCUGCUCUGUCAAUCGUAACCCUUCUCUGGCCCCCGAGGGCUCCUCCGUGAACUCAUCUGAUCCUAGGGUGCCAUCUGAAGCUUCCCAACCUCCCCCAGCUUCCACGUUCUCUUCAGCCCGAACAGAACCCAGACAACCCUCAGAGCGACCCUCUGCCUUUACGUCAGUCUACUACAGCGCCAGCACUUCUCUCAAUCCUCCUGUACCAAGCGUCAUUGAGCCGCACUCCACCACCAGGCCAGCACCUGAGUGGUCAGUCAGGGAGAUCAGAGUGGGUCCAGGCAUGCUGCCUCCCAGGACUUCGUCGUCCUCCUCCAUCAGUCUCCUUUCAGUGCUCCGUCAGCAGGAUAGCUCCUCCCACUCUCCAGUCUACACCUCUGCUACUGAAGGACGGGGCUUUCCCCAGCAAGGAGCAGAGGCUGGUGGCCGAGACAAUGCCGGUACAAGCAGUGGGCAUCACCCAUUCUGGGACGGCUCCCGCAACACAGCAUCUUUCCGUAAUGUACUUCAGUGCAACUUGAGCCGCUAUUUCCUGGAGUUUGGAGUUGACCGCAUGCAGGACCUGGAACCACCUCUAGGGGGCAGCAUCACAGAUGGAAACCAGGAGCAGAGCCAAGAACUACUAAAUAAUAACAUGGACCCAGACAGGCCAGGGCCUUCCUCAUCUUCCUCCUCCUCCCCUACCCCAAUCAUCCACUAUCAGCCUCCACUCCCUCCUCCUCCAUCUUCUCACAGCCUGGAAAACAAUGUUCCUCCCCCAGCCUCUCGAGGCCAUCUGAAUCGCUGCCGGGCAUGUCACAACUUGCUCACUUUCAACCACGACUCCCAGCGUUGGGAACGCACCAACCAGACCUCCUCCACCUCUGCUUCCUCUCUGGAACCCCCCUCCUCCUCUUCUUCCUCUUCUUUCCCCUCUUCCUCUCCUUGGCAGCCUGAAGAGAGCAGAAGGACACUAGAAGCCCAAACCCAGGACAGGAGGGCACCUGCGGAACCUAGCGAGCAGCCACCACCCCCUGGUGGAGGAGCGGGAACAGGAACAGUGGCCUUCCCUAUAGCUCCGCCCUCUAGCCAGCCUGGCGAGCAGACAGUGGGCUUGGUGUACAACCAGGACACAGCGCAGUGGGAGAGUGUGUAUCGGCAGGCCGCUGCCGGCCGAUCAGCAGAGCCACCAGAGGCCUUAAGCCAAGAAAUGCCUGUUGACCCCCCGGAUGAGGAUUCACUAAGAAGGCGACUGUUGGAAUCAUCUCUAUUAUCAUUGUCGCGCUAUGAUGUGGCAGGAUCAAGAGAUCACCCAAUCUACCCUGAUCCAGCCAGGCUUUCUCCUGCUGCUUACUACGCCCAGAGGAUGAUCCAGUAUCUGUCAAGGCGGGACAGCAUUCGCCAGCGUUCACUUCGCUACCAGCAGAACCGCCUGAGGGCCAUGUCCUCUUCAACAGACAACCAAACCAGUAACCCAUCUAGCUCCAUGGACAACAGUGACGUGGACUUUGAGGAACUGGAUGACAAUGGUGACAGAGCGAGACACAGGACGCCACGUAAUGCCAGGAUGUCUGCACCUUCGCUGGGUCGCUUUGUUCCACGGCGUUUUCUCCUCCCUGAGUACUUACCGUAUGCUGGAAUCUUCCAUGAAAGAGGGCAACCUGGCCUCGCAACACACUCCUCUGUCAACAGAGUUCUAGCUGGGGCAUCAAUCGGCGAUGGUCAGUCUGCAGUUGCCAGUAACAUUGCUAACACAACCUACCGUCUGCAGUGGUGGGACUUCACCAAAUUUGACCUACCCGAGAUCAGCAAUGCCUCAGUCAACGUUCUCGUGCCAAACUGUAAGAUUUACAACGAUGCAAGUUGCGACAUUUCUGCGGAUGGCCAGCUGCUUGCUGUCUUCAUUCCCAGCAGUCAGCGGGGUUUUCCAGACGAGGGCAUCCUGGCCAUCUACUCUCUGGCUCCGCACAACCUGGGAGAGAUGCUCUACACCAAGAGAUUUGGUCCAAAUGCCAUCUCUGUCAGCUUGUCUCCAAUGGGCUGCUAUGUGAUGGUUGGCCUGGCAUCUCGUAGGAUCCUGCUGCAUCCCACCACUGACCACAUGGUGGCGCAAGUCUUCCGCCUGCAGCAGCCACAUGGAGGAGAGACUUCCAUCAGGAUGGUGUUCAACGUGGUUUACCCCAUGGCUCCAGAUCAGAGACGCCAUGUCAGUAUCAACUCUGCUCGCUGGCUGCCGGACCCUGGGAUGGGCCUUGCUUAUGGAACCAACAAGGGGGACCUGGUCAUCUGCCGGCCUGUGUUUUACCGUAGUGAUGGUGAAAGUCCUGGAGAGUCCAGCAGCGAACCGUUGUUCUCAGUCAACAACAGUGGAAGCAGCCGGACCAGGGGUUCUGACAGACCAGGGCCAAACCGCUCCGGUUGGAGGUUGGACAGAGACAUGGGCUUAAUGAACGCUAUUGGUCUUCAGCCUCGACACCCUGCCCCCUCAGUGACAUCACAAGGAACGCAGACGCCAAUCAUCCAGCUACAGAAUGCUGAAACACAAACGGAGAGGGAACUAUCGGAGCCCAGCACAUCGCAGCCCACGCUCAACACUGUGUCUCCUGAGGCUCCAUCCACCAGUCGUGCUACUCAGGGGCCGAUGGAGGCGGCAGCUCAGGCCACCGGAGCUCAGUACGGAGCUCAGGGGGAAGCUUCAGCCGAAGCAAACACCUCCACAGCCAGCACCGGAGAGUCCCCAGAGUUCGGCUCUGGUGAAGAUGCUCUCGCACGAAUCCGCCGGUUGAUCGCUGAGGGUGGAAUGACGGCCGUGGUCCAGCGGGAGCAGAGCACCACCAUGGCCUCGAUGGGUGGCUUCGGAAACAACAUCAUCGUCAGCCACCGCAUCCACCGCGGCUCCCAGACGGGCACCGGGGCCUCUAGACCCCCUGCUGACCCCACCAUGACAGCCCCCUCUUCCUCCUCCUCAGGUCCUCUCCUGCUCACCCAGCCCCAGACACACACCUUCCCCCAGACCGGCCCCCAGGCUUCUAACCCAUCUGAACAGCUCACCCCCAUGUGGGGCCCCCAGGUGCUGUCGGGCCCUGAACCCUCUGGCCUCUCUCUAGCUGUGGACAUGGACGAAGUGUUUGACGGGGGACGGACAGAUGACGACUCCCUGCCAGGUCCCUCCUCCUCCUCCUCAUUGCUCUUGUCUUCCCCCUCUUCAUCAUCAUCAUCCUCCUCUCAUAGCAACCAUCCCAGUGGCGGCGGCGGCAGCAGUCGAGCCAGCCCCAAUAGUUACCCCGGCGACCCGUACAGUAGGUAGGCCAAGAGAAGCAGAGCGAUGGCCGAUCGUUUCGCAAAUGGCGCUCCUAAAAAGCCUUAUCUCACAAAGAAUGGGUGCUGCUUUGACUCUGCACAGGGUCUCCCGCCUGGAAAAGAAGGGACACAAGAACCUACCCCCACCCCUCCACCCUUAAACCUUCAGUGGCAUUGGCGUGCACUUAAAAAAACUGGACUGAAGCUGAACCGCGAUCAUUCCACGUCAGGAAGGGCUUCUACUUGAACGGAGGCCAGUUAACGCUGAGCUCCUCUCCGCCCAUUUCUUUAAGUAUCAGCGUGACGGAAGACAAGGUUCCUUUUAUUAAAGUGCCAUGUCGGGAGGGGGGAGGGGGGCUGUGGUAUCUCUACACACAUUUACUCCAACGUGCUGCAUUCAGUGCCAUGUGAUGUUGAAAUUUGGUGUGAAAUAGUGCGUGAUUGAAGUGUUUAAACAGUGAAUUCAGCACUACUUUAUUUUGAAGCCUGUUUUUGUACCAUGUGUAGUUAUGAUGUUUGAAAACAAGAAUUGGAGGCUGGACUCUGCUUUAUGGCCUGAGAUUCAUGUGUGGGACGUUACUGUGUUCAUGUGGAAACCAAUCAUCUAUGACUGAACGGAAAACUGAGACUGAAUGAACUGAAUCUACUGCAUGUCUUUUCAAUGAUGCUGCAGUUCAUGUUUCCAAAUGAAACUUUUUUUUUUUUUUUUUUUUUUUUUUUUAAAUUAAGGCUGAAGAGGAGAAGAACAUUUCCUGCUGGGUGAGCAGGGGUUUCAUUGUGCCCCGCUCCAAACCCUCCACCCCAACCCUCUUAAAUCCACCCGGCCCAGUUGCACUAUAGUGUGUUUGGUUAGAGCAGCCUGGAUGAUUGAAUGAGUGUGUGUGUGUGUGUGUGUCCCUGUUCAGCGUUGACAUGAUCAAACUUGACAGAAAGUCAGGAACUGAACUGUAGAGAUGAUCGAGACAUGAACAUAGAUGCUGAUCCUAGUCGACAAAACUUCUUAAAUUAACAAACCAACAAAUCUUUUUAAAGGAGUGUGUCAUUGGUUUUGCUAGUUUUAGGCCGUUUAUUAUGUGUCUGUUUUUCUAAACAGUGCUAAAAAGUGUUUUAUGAAUCUAAUUUGCAUCUGUAUUUAAUGUUUUUUUAAUACCUACAGACCUUUAUUAAUGAAACUGUGUGAGUAAGGUGUUGCUCCACCACGUGCCUCCAGAACAGUUUCAGUGCUUCGGCGUAGAAAGUGCAAAGUUUAAUGGUGACAAAUGGUGAGGCCAAACCGUCAAUUUGUUUAGUCAACCUAUAAAACUGUACGGGGCUCCAAGCAUUAAAUCCACCAGUACUUACAGAAGAAUAAAAAUGUCUCACAAAUACUUGUUUUCAUUUUCAGUCGUGUCCUGAAACAGCUGGACAGUUUAUACAAGACAAACUGGAGGAAAUGGACACUUCAGGACUGUUUUGAACGGUGAAUAAAUCCACAUUUAGUGCUCACUUUAGAGAGUCUUUGUCAGUGGCAUGUAUCCAAAUAAUGGAGCCCAAAUAAACUCCACUCUGCAUCUAUAUGGGAAUGAACAAACCUGUCACUCAGUGCACCGGCAUGGUUCAGUUCUGUGUUCUCACUGAUGAUGUGGAACAGUGUUUCACAGUGGGCUGUAGAUGCAGAUGAUCGCUGGGAGCAUCAGUGUGGGUCAUUUUGGGUGGUGAUCUUUUCCAAAUCAUUCUAAACGUAUGAUAUUUAAGUCAUUUUUAAAGCUCAGCCAGUCUGCUUUGAGAGUGAAUUCUUUUCCUCUGCAUGUUAGAGUUCAACAUGAGAGUUGGUGGGGGUUUAUUACAAAAGGUAACUGUAACAGAUUAAAGAAGAAUUUUGGCCUUAAAUGUAAUCACCAAAUCUCAGAUACUUAAUUUGUAGUAUUGGUGUUAAAACAUGCAUAUAUUAUAGUAUUGGCAUUUUACUACUUUGAGGAAACUGUUGAGGGUUUGAGGUCACUGUAAGAAAAACAAACAUGGAAAUGUGUGGUUUUUAAAUAGUGAAUACUGGAGACUGAUGCAAGCAAAUGGAAAUGUGGAUAAAAGACAUCAUGUCUGAGCGGGGUUUGUGUAAGUGUGUGUGUGUGUGUAUAUGCCUGACUGUGUUUUAGUUGGUGGUUGGUUCGUCUGUUUAAGCCCCCAUGUCCCCCUCCCUCACCGUUUCCUCUCCCUUCAAACUCCUGCAGAAGAAAACUUGAAUUUUUGAUCAAGCGCUACUUUUCCUUUCCAGCCUCUUUAUGGGACUGUACAGCCACGAUCGCUCUGUGCUGUUUUUUUUUUUGUUUUGUUUUGUUUUGUUCUUUUAUAGUCACAUGUGCUUAGCCAUCCAGCUGCAUAGGUAGUGUUUUAAGUUGUGUAUGUGUGUGGUGUGGGGGGUGGGGGUGGGGGUAGGGGGGAGUCAUGGACCUACAACAAUGAAGAUAUGAGGAGGGGGAGCCCUAACGGGAGCUGUGCAGUGACACUGAGCUGUUUACGUUUUAUUUUUUAUUUAACCUUUAUUUCUGCAGGUUAGUCCUGGCGAGGACAGCAGCUGCAUGUGAGAAAAUAUGUCUGAGAGAGAAACCUAAACACAGCAGGUGAUCUGAAUGCUCCUCCUGGCUUUACUUGAUCAAUGAACAUUUAAAGAAAAAAACAAAAGAAACAAAAAAAAAAAACACAGUUUAUUGGGAUGAUCUCGUGUCUGUUUUGUGUGCGUGUUUGUUCGGGUUAUUGGAGGGGGAUUUGUCCCCUCCUUCCCUGUGAAUGAUUAACAGCGACACCGUAUUCAACAAUGCAACUGGUAUAAAAUCAAAGGUACAACUGUGUCACCAAAUACCCCUGCUAUAUCAGACUGUCGAGUUUGUACAGCAACUCUUUGCUUUGACUUUUAGACGUGAUGUAAUUAAAGAGCUUUGAGAGUUUUUCUGUGAUCAGAUGAAAUUGUUGAAGAUUAUUUAGUAAAGCUUCUGUAGGUUUCUCCUCGCUGAGCUGCCUCUGGUUGGACAAUAACAGUUUUACAAAUUCAGCUGUGAUAGCUGGGAAACACAAAGCUCGUGCCGAGGUGUAAACCCUACAGAUCAAAUCUUUUAUCUCCUGUUUAUCUCAGCUUUUAUUAGCAAACAGCAAUGUAAAAAAACGCUCAGGUCGUCAUUACAAAAAUAGUUAAUAAAUUAUCUGGCUGAACCUGA
Messenger RNA from Sphaeramia orbicularis (orbiculate cardinalfish), 7762 nucleotides. It is a transcript of the gene ambra1b, whose product is annotated as autophagy/beclin-1 regulator 1b. Gene Ontology annotation, cellular component: intracellular membrane-bounded organelle; Cul4-RING E3 ubiquitin ligase complex. The record is from RefSeq and is a predicted model, not a curated record. Bases 382 to 4581 code for a protein of 1399 amino acids. Gene Ontology annotation, molecular function: ubiquitin-like ligase-substrate adaptor activity; protein binding. NCBI's taxonomy places the organism in Eukaryota, Metazoa, Chordata, Actinopteri, Kurtiformes, Apogonidae. The transcript is spliced from 19 exons. Gene Ontology annotation, biological process: autophagosome assembly; mitophagy.